AGAAAAGUUGGAGCACGAUUACUGAAAUACCAUCGUCAAAUCAAAAUAUUACAUCAGUAGUUCUGGAUCCAAAUCCUCUUUCGUAGUUCGUAUUAGACAGUGUCUGGCACAUUCGGAAACGGCAGCGUUUUCUACUCUCCUUCCGUGCACGCUGGCGUGAGAUCCAUUCUGCCACCGGCGAUCUCACCUCCACCGGCGCUUCCCGCAUUUAAAUUGAUUAACCGCCGUUUAUUUGCUGAAAUCUCUUCCACUUUCAUUCUGCAGAACUGGUUCCCCACAAUCAGCUUAUGCUGGUAAGAUUUGUGUUGCAAGAGGUUGAUUGCAUCAGGUGAAGGGGAUACUGGUGGAAUGAUGGAUACUCACGCAGAAGAUUCUGCUAGACCUGAGGAGAAUUUGCCUGAUGUGACUCAUCAUAAUGAAGAUGGAAGCAACAGAAAUCUUAUAUUGGAAAAUGGUUUGUCUGAUAGCGAUCAAGGUCCUGCUGAUACUCACGAUCAGCUUUUACAAAUGGUUAUGGACCUCAGGUUUCAGAAUGACUUCUUGAAGUCCCAGUUUGAGGGAUUUAAAAAUGUAGACAGUGUACCUAGUGACUCUAGUAUACAGAAAGGAGUUGGUGGCUCUGAAGAUGGGGAAUCUGAUAUUGUGAAAGAAUUAAAGGAAAAGAUACAAUUGUUAAAUAAAGAAUUUCUGGAAGAAAAACAAACAAGAAUUGCAUCAGAAGAGGCCUUGAAGCAUCUUCAAACGGCUUACUCGGAGGCAGAAGCAAAGGCCCAAGAGCUCUCUGAAAAGCUUGCAGAAGCUCGAACGAAGUUAGACCAAGAAGUAAAAGAGCGUGAAGAGAAGUACUCUGAACUUGACUCCAAGUUUAAUAGGCUUCACAAACGAGCAAAACAGCGCAUUCAAGAAGUUCAAAAGGAAAAAGAUGAUCUUGAGGCCCGCUUCUCUGAGGUAAAUGAAAUUGCAGAGCGAGCAUCAUCCCAACAGUCAGCAUUGCAACAAGAAUUAGAGCGCACUAGGAAGCAAGCAAAUGAGGCAUUGAAAGCCAUGGAUAGUGAUAGACAACAACUAAGAAGUGCAAACAACAAUCUUCGAGAUACCAUUGAAGAUUUAAGGCGUUCAUUGCAACCUAAAGAGAAUGCUAUUGAGGCAUUGCAACAGUCAAUUGCAGAAAAGGAACAGAUGUUGGAAGAUAUGAGAGGGUUGCUUCAGGCUGCUGAAGAAAAAAGGCAAGCUGCUCUAGCUGAGCUCUCAGCUAAACAUCAAAAGAAUAUCGAGAGUUUGGAGGCUCAAAUUAAUGAUGCAUUGUCCGACAGAAGUAAGGCAACUGAAUCCAUUUCUUCACUGCAGGUUCUAGUUGCAGAAAAAGAAUCCAGAAUUGCAGAGAUGGAAGCAGCAUCAACAGGAGAAGCCGCACGACUCAGAGCAGCUGUGGAAAGUGUGAAAGGGGAGCUUUCUCACAUAAAAGAGGAGCAUGAAAACGAAAGGGAAAGCUGGGAGACUGCAACUCAGGCACUUAAAGCAAAACUUGAAAUUGCAGAGAGCAACUGCAUACGUGCAGAAGUUGAAGUAGCAAAAAUAAGAAGUCAGCUGGAAUCAGAGGUAUCCACACAAACAAGAAUCCUCAAUAUGAGAGAUGCUGAAUUGUUGGCUGCCAAAGAAGAGAUCAGCUCUCUUGAGAAGGAAUUUUCUUCAUACAAAGUUCGUGCACAUGCACUUCUUCAAAAGAAGGAUGCUGAACUGGCUGCUGCUAAAGAUUCUGAACAACUCAAAGAUCUAGAGGAAACUCUGAAAGAGGUGGAAAAUGAAGUAUUAUCAAUAACAGAAGAAAGGGAUAGAGUUCUUCAAGAUCUUCAAUCUGCUAUGGCUAAUCAUGAGAAAGAGCUUGCAGAAAGAGACACAGCCCUUGAAAAUGUCAAGCAACAGAUAAGGAGCUUAGAAAUAAAGCUUGACUCAGCUAAUGCUAAACACCUAAAAGAGAAAGAGGAAUGGGGACUAAGUCUUCAAAAUGUACAAGAAACAUGGAGAAUCAGAUGCGAGGCAAUGAAGGCUGAAAAUGAAGCAACUGCUACAAAAGAUAUGCAAAAGGAAUUGGAAGAGCUCAAACAGCGAUGUAAAAAACUGAAGGAAGAGCAUGCUUCAUUUCAUGAUCUUGCGGAUAGAAUGAUUGAGGAGAAAGACUAUGAAAUAUCCAGACUUUUAGAUGAAAAUAAGAAUCUUCGUCAGUCUCUUCAAUCAAGACCAUCAGUCGAUCAGAAUGAUAAUUAUACAACAGCCUUGCAUAAAUUGGAUGCAACAAAUUUAAGCCCCUCCGAAGCAGAGCAGCAAAUUCUGAUUUUGGCUAGACAACAAGCCCAAAGAGAGGAAGAGCUAGCACAGUCACAGCGCCAUAUUUUAGCUCUUCAAGAAGAAAUUGAGGAGCUUGAACGUGAGAAUCGUCUCCACAGCCAACAGGAGGCAAUGUUAAAGGAUGAGCUUCGCAAUAUGGAAAGAUCAAAGAAAAGGGAAGGUGUUGAUAUGACAUAUUUGAAAAAUGUUAUCUUAAAGCUGCUUGAGACUGGUGAAGUUGAGGUAUUGCUACCAGUUAUUGGAAUGCUGCUUCAGUUUAGUCCAGAAGAGAUACAGAAGUGUCAACAGGCAUAUCACAACUCAACAGAUGUUCCACCAAAUCCUGCAAGCGAUACUUCAGGAUCUGGCCUAUCGCUUUUCUCAAGAUUCACAUUUUCUUAGUGGCAUAAAUGGGAGUGCUGGCGAAUUUUGUUGUUUCUGUUAGAAUGUCUGCUUCUGCCAUCCAGCUCAAGGAGUAUGUUUAUUUAGUCACUGUUACUGAGAAAGCAGGUUUGUAUCUGUAAAUUAAAAAGGGGGGAGGGCGGGGGUGGGUCUUGGUUACAACAGUUAUUGUUCCAUGCAAGCGUUUGUAAGCUGACGAGCUGUAAAGAAACAUCAAGGGUAAUAUACAACAAAUAUCACCACAGGGAGGGAGAAUUCACGGGAUAUUCUGCCUGUAUUUAGCCAACGAUAUAGUUCAUUUUUUACCAUUGAAUAUGUCGAGUCACAAAAUAUUGCUGGAAAAUUGUAUCACAUCUUUAUAUGAUUUUUCAAUUUGCAAUGCCAAAGGAAUAAGAAGUGUCCUUUUGAGUUCAUGCUUGCUAAUAA
Glycine soja is the source of this 3153-nucleotide messenger RNA. Its product is annotated as protein GRIP-like. The record is from RefSeq and is a predicted model, not a curated record. Bases 349 to 2727 code for a protein of 792 amino acids. Gene Ontology annotation, biological process: reciprocal meiotic recombination. The transcript is spliced from 22 exons. NCBI's taxonomy places the organism in Eukaryota, Viridiplantae, Streptophyta, Magnoliopsida, Fabales, Fabaceae.